Messenger RNA from Medicago truncatula (barrel medic), 1012 nucleotides. RefSeq lists its product as uncharacterized. The transcript is spliced from 2 exons. The coding region runs from base 82 to 816 and encodes 244 amino acids. The record is from RefSeq and is a predicted model, not a curated record. NCBI's taxonomy places the organism in Eukaryota, Viridiplantae, Streptophyta, Magnoliopsida, Fabales, Fabaceae.
UAUAAACCCAUCUUAUAGUUCAGCAGAAACAUAAACGCAUCAUAAUCAAUUACAACACUGGAACUUUUGAAUUCACAAGAUAUGACUGAGAUGGAUCAUCAACACUCAUUUCUGUUGAAGCCCGCAGGAGCACCAUACACAUGCAGUGGUUGUGGAGAAUUAGGGUUUGGAUCAAGUUACCAUUGUGAAAAUAUCAAUUGCAGUUAUGUCCUGCAUGGAGAAUGUGCAUAUCCUGAUCCUCAUGCCCGUCAUCCAUUUUUCAAAGAAAGCUAUUUCGAAUUCCAUAAGAAACCAACUGGAAAUAAAACAAGAUACUGUAAUGCUUGUGGAAAAGAUGUGUUAGGGUUUGUUUAUCAUUGCUCUAGCACAGACUAUGAUCUUCAUCCAUGUUGUUUGAAGCUGAAACAUAGUAUUUCAGAUGAAAGUGGAAACGUGACACUCUAUCAUAAAGCUCGUUCAAAGUGUGUGAAAUGUAAGCAUAAGCAUGUUGUGGGAAAUUUUCAAGGGUGGUCUUAUUAUGAUGGAAAUUCUAGUUAUCAUGUGUCUUGUUUCAAGGCUUUGAUACUUGAGAACUGGAGGGGGGGUUAUUUUUCUCAAGGAGAUAGGUCAAUUACAAAUUCAACUUCUAUGAGUGAUAGGGAAACUCAACUUGCACUCACAAGCUUGGAAAUGGAUCAAAGUUCAAGAAUUGCAAGUAGAGAAAGGACUAUAAGCAAGUACACAAAGAUAGCUGUUGUGGUGUUCAAGCUAAUAUUUUCAGCUAUUUUUGGAAAUCCUGUAUCUGCUUUUGUUGCUCUAUUGGAAGCUCUUGCUUAAAAUCAAUGGAUAACGAGUGGGUAGGAGACUCCAAAAGUCUUAAUUAUGAGUGGAUUGCUUCGGUUUGUGUUGCUUGUUUUUGGAUUUGGAUUCUCUCCAUUAAAAGUUUUCUCUAUUUUGGUGUGUUAUGCUUUGCUGUGUGACUUUUGGUUUGAUCCUGUGUGACUUUGUUGUAUUGCAUUGUUUAGUCUUUUAA